AUGGCAGAAACCCCCAAACGAGAAGUAAAGAGUACUGUCAAGCUGAAGAAGGAGUCCUAUCCAGCUUUUCUGGCCCAUGAAACUCUGGAGGUGGCUAACAGACAGCCUCCUGAGAAAGAAGGCGUCUACAAGAAAGUGGGUGACAAAGUCGUCCUCACGCCAGGCUCUGCGCCUGCUUCCAUCACCAGGAUCAAGUGGACACAUGAUCAGGAUAUUGCUCUGGAGUGGACCAGACAACAACGUUUCACCUCCUGGCACUUCCGAGAUGGCUGUGAGGUGGAUACCUCCACUGGGGUCCUGACGAUCUCAAACCUGGCUCUAAACGACAGCGGCAGCUACACGGCGGAGAUUAAUGAUGAAGUCAUGAGCACAACGGAAAUCAUUGUUAUCACCACUGUCCCUAAUCCCACUGUGUCCACAUGGUGCCACCCUGAGAUGACCUACUGUACUCUCACUUGUGAACCCAACGUGACAGACGACGCCAAACCGAUCACCUAUUACUGGAUGAUAGGUGAAAUGGUGAAACAGUCUCCAACCAAUCAGUUCAACAUCACACAGGCAAACAGAGAGCGUUUGAUAAGCUGUCAGCUGGAAAACCCAGUCAGCCACGAAUACAGUGAAAAAAUCCUGAAUCCACUCUUAAUCAGGACUCGGGCUUUACUGAGCUUACCAUUUGUAGGGAUUGUGGUGUUCCUGUUUGGCCUUAUUUGUUGUAAAUGCUGUUGUUGUACCCACAGGACCCGUAGACACCGCUCCUCUACCACCAACAACACUGUGAGCUAGAGCAGUGCUGGAUCAAAGUGUGACGAUGAGGAUGAAGAAGAGUUGGUGUUGCCACCGGAGAAAAGUCUUAAAUUUACAGAUUAAAGUAACAAAUUUGUACA
This is a messenger RNA of Pelmatolapia mariae (spotted tilapia), 884 nucleotides long. RefSeq lists its product as uncharacterized. The record is from RefSeq and is a predicted model, not a curated record. The coding region runs from base 1 to 783 and encodes 260 amino acids. Lineage: Eukaryota; Metazoa; Chordata; Actinopteri; Cichliformes; Cichlidae. The transcript has 7 exons.